Molecule: messenger RNA, 3549 nt
Organism: Eriocheir sinensis (Chinese mitten crab)
Lineage: Eukaryota; Metazoa; Arthropoda; Malacostraca; Decapoda; Varunidae
Product: zinc finger protein 768-like
Exons: 3
Coding region: 663-1682 (339 amino acids)
Biological process (GO): regulation of transcription by RNA polymerase II
Cellular component (GO): chromosome
Molecular function (GO): chromatin insulator sequence binding
Source: RefSeq, a predicted model, not a curated record
GUCACCAGGUACAGGUUACAGACGUGAACUAGGGGCUUCCAGGAUCCGUUUUAUGUCAAAAGAUUUCCAUAAGUUCCUUGAUUUGCUCUCCCAACCCGUCAUUGUUGAGGGUGACACCAGCCUGCUCUUUCCCGCACCACAUGACAACUCCCUAAUAUUUUCCUCCACUUAACCGAAGUGAAUUAAAGCUGUGAGAGAGUGAGAAGAAGGCACCUCGGAGCAACACAAGGGAGUGCCAUGUUGAGCCAAAUUGUGAAGAGGGAAAGAUUAAGAUUUCCAGAACGAAAGUAUAAUGGAGCAACUGGUGCCAAGAAAGAGAAGCCAGCACCAGUAACCCGACCCCACAAUUCCUACACACAUCUGGAACAUGGACCUACUUGAACUAAACCUAAAGAGAACACUACAGAGAGAGUGAGAGACAGUAACAUGCAGGAAGGGCUGUCACCUGUGCUGUCAAGGGAAAAUAUGACAGGGGUAUGCAAGAAGGAACAAGGGAAAGAGACAUGGAAGAAGUUAAAUAAUGAAGAAGUUUGACAGCAAGUAAAAAAAAAUGAAAGAAAAGUAGAAGAAAGUUUCUGUAUGUGUUUGUGUGCGUUUCUGUCCAUGACAGAUAACAUAGCAGUGUGGGGCAGCCUUGAAGCGGGGAGGGGCAGGGCGGAACAAUGGAGGGUGCUUCAGGGGCAGUGGAGUUCCUGAGUGUGGAGUGUGACAUGAUCUUUGAGCCAGAAUGUGACCUGGAAACUGAGUGCCAAGAGGAUGACAGUCAGGAUGGGGGUGAGGGGAACGAAUCACUGUGCCGCUCCCCCUCUCCCAGGCCGCUUCAGCCCCACACGCCUCCUCCCAUCAACGACCUCUUCAGGGGCAGGAAUGUUGGGGUAUAUCGCCGCAGUGACCCCAGAGACCCCUUCAUUCUCAUCUUUGACCCCUCAGUACAAUCCCCCAUUAAAGAAGAUAAAGAUAAAGGCAGUGGGGGAGGGGAAGGGGAAGGGGAGGGGGAAUGGAGCAGCCCUGAGGAGAAUGGGGAGGAGGGUGUGGAUGUUGUGGAGGAGGGUGUUGAAGGGAAGUGCCAUCGGCCAGUGCGGUGCAAGGUGUGCCGUAAACAGUUCCGUACCCAUGGCUGUCUGGUGACUCAUGAACUCACUCAUUUGCUGCCCUGCCCCGGCCCGCCCCCACCCUGCCCCGUGUGUGCCGCAGCCCUGCCCUCACGAGCAGCACUAAAGAUACACGUGCGCCGCCAUUUCAGUGGAAGGACCCACCAGUGCCCCACAUGCCACCAGUGCCACCUCUCCCACACACAGCUCAUGAUGCACCAGCAGCUACACAGCACUUAUGAACACCACAACCACCACAACACAGUUGCCACCUCCACUAUCUCCACCCCCAAUACACCGACACUCAGUCCCACACAGCCUCAGGCCCAAGAGAGUGUGCACACCCCUCCAGAGUGCCAGCCCAAGGUGCCAGCCCCUCAGGAGAAGAGCCAUUCCCCAGUGCCAGACCUCUGCUGUGACCGCUGUGAUGCCACCUUCCCCUCGCGCUCGGCGCUCCACUCUCAUCGUAGGAGCCACCGGGAGCGCCACCGUCAUCGUCGCCGCCGCCGCCAUGAGUGCCCCGAGUGUGGUUCACAGUUUCGGCGGAGCUCGACUCUCAAGAAACACCGCAAGGCCGAGCACGACGUUUGAGGGACACACAAGCAUGCUGGACUGUAGAACUAUAUUGUUGGAAGGACCAGAGGCACUACACUGAACUGACAUGUCCUCUUGGAAAAUUUAAAAAGUAUUUGUGGCCUUGUGUACAACCCAUACUCAAGCUCUCUUGAAUGCUUGAGUUAGGUCAGUUGAGGUGCCAUUGGUUGAAGGGCAAGCUCAAGCGUCAUAAAUAGAGACAGAGAGGAGCUGCUUGGCAUUUGUUUGUGUUUUGUUGUGAUAUACAGUAGACCCUCCAUUUAGUGCAUUUCUUUUAAGGACUUCCUCAUAAUGUACCCUUGACUCUGACUCCUUCACACACACACACACACACACAUUAAAAAUAAGAAGUUCUACCAGUUCAAGAUUGAUAAAUCUCAUUGAAAUAACACCUCCAUUUUGUUUGAAUUUCUCUUGUACUUGUUUUGCAUUCAGUAGAGGGUCUGCUGCAUUGUUGUCUCAGGCAGGUGUUGGUGUCUGUUGGUUAAAGUUGUGUUCCGUAAGUGUUCAGUGUUCUUGGUUGGGUUGCUGAUGUAAGGUUCUCAGCAAAACUGCCUGAGGAGAAGGUUUGCCAUUAUUACAGUAAAAACAGCUUCUCAGAACUGAAUUAGUUGGAAGUCUUGUUAGGCUGCUUCAGACUCCUCUGAGAAGAGUUUAAAGGUGUCAUCAUUUAACCAUAUCUACAAAGGCUGUUUUCAUGGUUUAUUAAGCUCUGGAUAGAUAGACGAGGCUUCCAUCACCACUCACCAGACUAUGCACUACCUGCGUCCCAUGUGCCGUUUUAUUCUAUUUAAGAUUUUAUUAUUAUUUAAAAUAUUUUUACACUUGUUUGAGUUCUUUAUUUUCUGAUAACGUGUUAUUAUAUUGUCAAUUUUAUUUUAUGAGCUUCCUCCUAGAAAGAAGUGGCAUUUUUUACAAUAAUCGCUGAUGUACUGAUGAUAUUGGGCUGUUGCUAGCUAAUAAUAACCUGAUAUCAUCAUUAGUAGACUAACCACUAACUGAACUAACCAGCAUCAACAUAACCAUUGUCACCUUCUGAGCUUUAUGGAGUUGCAGCCUUUCCAGCUGAUGUGGCUGCUCCCAGUGAGAGGAUCAGUUGCCUGUGCAUGUGGUGUCUGCCUUCCCCUUUCCCUGACUUGAGGGGAAGGACUCAAUGCUUGGAAAGACAAUGCUAAGGACAUUUUUCCUGAAUUUUCCAAUGCACUGACAACCUUAAGAUAAUCAGACACCAGUGAUAUUGACUGAAAUAGGGAAAGAUAGGUAGGUUGUUAAAACAAUGACAGGUCAAGUGGUAAACAGACAGAUUGCACCACAACAGGCUACUUCACUUGACAGAUGGAAAAACAAAAUAGUGUAUGAGGAUAAUGAUAAUACAAUAACUAACAAUCUAACAAAGUAUAUUAUGUACACUUCUUCCCAAAAAUAUGCUUAACCAUAAUAAAAUACAUUAUACUCUAAACAGUCUACAGCAUGUGGUGGAUUGUGGUAAUGGUGAUAGUGUUACAGGUGACUGGUAAGGUGAAGCUGGGGGCAUACACUAUAGCUGCGGGUGGCUUCAGUGAGCCUGUGUCAGAAAAUAAUCAAUUACACAUGGCCAGUGUGACAUCCAGGUUACCAUGGUUUACUUUCCCCUGGUUUUCCCACAUACCCAUUUGUCAACAAGUGCAAAAGGGAAAAAAAACAGCUGGGUGGACUGGGCUCUGACUGCCCAGGCCAAAAUUUGGACCCAGGCCUAUGGAUUUGUAGCUAGGCGUGCUAACCACUGCACCACAGAGGCACAAAUACCACUACCACCACCACUGCUCCACCAUGUGUCUCACCCUGACUGGUUUAACAUUAUCACAGAAUAAAACCUUUUACUACC